GACAAGAUGUUUCGUACCCCCAAGUGCUCACGGUGCCGGAACCAUGGCUAUCUGGUGCCAGUCAAGGGCCAUGCGGGCAAGUGUCGCUGGAAGCAGUGCAUCUGCGAUAAGUGCUACCUGAUCACCGAGCGCCAGAAGAUCAUGGCUGCCCACAAGGUGCUCAAGACCCAAGCUGCCGAGGAGCAGGAGGUGACCACGGGCACCCAGGGGGCCCAGCUGCCUCCCGGGGCUCCGGUGGCGGCGGCCACGGCGGCCGCCUCCUCGAGCUCGAGCAUUUGCCCACUGCCCAGGGUGGCUCCGGGAGGCUCCCGGCCAGGCCCCGUGGUCACCUGCUUCCUUGAGAGGCCUCCGCCGGUCCGCAGCCCGGGUCUGAGCGCCUUCCAGCGGGUCCCAGGCGGCCGCCCGGGCCCCAGCACCUUCCAGUCUGGCCUGGGGGUUCCCGGGGGACCGCACGAUCGUCCCUCGGCGUGUCUGCCCCAGGGCAGCCCGCAGGUGCCCAGGCCCGAGCCCUAUGGCCCCGAGCAGCGCCUGCCACUGCGGCCCGUGCCCCGACUGCCGUUCACCGACUACGGGCAUCCUCUGAGAUUCAGCCCUGAUCACGUGGUGGGAACCGGGUAUCCUGAGAGAGAGCCUUUCAACCAGUGCCCUGCCUGUGUCCCCAUGCCAUCCUACCAGCCCUUCCCGCUGGAUGGCCAGGAUGCAUCCUCAGCUGUGGGGAUCCCGCAGCAUAGAAGCUUCCGUCAUGUCUCCUGUAGCCCCUACCACGGAGGCAGCUUGGUGUCGGAACCAGCCCGAGACCUCCAGCCAACCUACUGCUCACCGCCGCCACCGCCGCUCCCACCUGCACCAUCGCAGCCAGAGCAGCCCCUGAUCCUCCCACGUAACUACCUCUCUGCUCUCCACUUCCUGCCGCCGCCACCGCCGCCGCCUUCUCCACCGUCCUUCUCACUGACCAUCCUGUAUGACACAGACAAGGAGAAUACCAAUAACCAGGACGCAGAGGCAGACGUGCCCAGCCAGUCCAGCCAGCACUCCUCCCAGGAGCACUCUUCCUAGGAGCAGUCCAGCUAAACCACAGGCCACCUCAAGGGCCACUUGGGCGGGGAGGGGCAUGUAUGGCAGCGAUUAUUUUUUUUUCACUUGCGUUCGUGUUAUAUAGCGAGGAAGGGUAUGGAUAGGUGUAAAAUGGCAGCAGCUAAUUCUGAUUCCAAGGUGGGAGGAUGCGUGCGGUUUCCAAGGUUCUCUGGCUCCUGUGUGGAUGUUGAAGUGGUGUACGAGGGGAGAGAGUGUCCGGGUGGAGCAGGACCUUUGAAGAGUGGGGGCUGGUGAAACACAAGUUUAGGAAUGAAUUUAACCAUCCUGGGCCAUGCCACUUAUGAAAUUCACCUCUACAGGUGGCCUCUGAUUUCCCCAGGCCUCACGCAGGGCAGAAGGCACCAUCCAUUUCAGCCUUCUGCCCACUUUGCCUGAUCCCCGGGGCUGGGUACCACAGACAUGCACGGCGGGUGUCAGGGACUGGGAUGUUGACAGCAGGUUCUGCAGCAUCCCGGACCUUUGCUCAGCCAGCGCCCCUUGUCUUUAUCCAGCUAGUGAACAUCCUGACAACUGGGCCACUUCACGUCUCUGUGAAGCUUAAGCAACAAUAGGCAUUCUUUCUCACUGAAAAAUUUAGGUUUUAGCGUUGGAUGUUUUCAUGGUAGGGAACUCAUAGGCACUUAAGCGGUUCUCAGAGCAUAAAUUUGUAGCUCGUUCUCUGAGGACAGUUGAGCAUUGAAUAAAGUGAGCAUUAC
Messenger RNA from Microtus oregoni (creeping vole), 1790 nucleotides. RefSeq names its product DMRT like family B with proline rich C-terminal 1 (gene Dmrtb1). Gene Ontology annotation, molecular function: DNA-binding transcription factor activity, RNA polymerase II-specific; RNA polymerase II cis-regulatory region sequence-specific DNA binding. The coding region runs from base 7 to 1056 and encodes 349 amino acids. The transcript has 4 exons. Lineage: Eukaryota; Metazoa; Chordata; Mammalia; Rodentia; Cricetidae. Gene Ontology annotation, cellular component: nucleus. Gene Ontology annotation, biological process: regulation of transcription by RNA polymerase II; germ cell development; sex differentiation. The record is from RefSeq and is a predicted model, not a curated record.